Microplitis mediator is the source of this 4386-nucleotide messenger RNA. Its product is annotated as GTPase-activating Rap/Ran-GAP domain-like protein 3. Bases 946 to 3921 code for a protein of 991 amino acids. The transcript has 15 exons. The record is from RefSeq and is a predicted model, not a curated record. Gene Ontology annotation, cellular component: cytoplasm. Gene Ontology annotation, molecular function: GTPase activator activity. Gene Ontology annotation, biological process: activation of GTPase activity; regulation of small GTPase mediated signal transduction. Lineage: Eukaryota; Metazoa; Arthropoda; Insecta; Hymenoptera; Braconidae.
CUAUGUGUCUAUCCCCCGGUAUUUCUACCUGCACUCAGUUCCUGAGCGACUCUUCUGGACUCAUCAUCCACUCUUCUGUUCACGGAUUGUGCAUUUGAUAAUUAAAAAAGUUAUUCGUAAAUUUAAAAAUUACAAGCGACGUAUUUCGCCCAGAAUUUAAAAUGUUUUAGAGCUUAAAUAAAUGGAUAAAUAAAUCAUUAUUUUUAUUUAUUUAGUUCAGUUUACCCUCUAAGGGAUGAUUGUACUUACGCUUAAUGCGUUAAGUAGAUUAACCAAUGACGACUUUUAAUCCGUUGGAAAUGUCUACGAGUGUCUCUGAGAACGUGGAUCGUAUCUACUUAAUGCGUUGAGCAGACACUGAUUUGUGAUGUGAGUUUAGCCAAACGUUAAAUUAAUCUUAUGAGUCUUAGUCUAACACUGUGCGGAUUUAUCUACUAAAUGUACGAUUUAACGGAUGUACAGAUUUAUCAGUUUAUAUGAAUAUUUAAUUUGAAUCGGGUAUUGUAAUGAAGGCUACGGAAUAUGAGAAAUUAUUAAUCAAAUAUCGUUUAAUUGAGUAACUAUGGAUAAUAACCUUGAACUAAUAAUUAAAAUUAUAAAGUUAUUUAAUUCAACGGAUAUUGUAGUCGUUGAUAAAGGAAACGUUUUAUCGCAUUGCUGAAGAGUCAACUACCUGUUACUCCAGGUGGUACAAGAGAUUCGGAAAAAUGCCAAAACGUGAGACUGCAGUGGAUAUAUUGUGGCUCAAGGCCAAUUUAAUAAAGAUAAAAUUAUGAUAAUUAUACUGUGGACUGACAAGUGAUUACUUAUAGUCUCAUUAAUUUUCAUUUUUAUCUUGACUUUUUUUAUUUUUUCGUUUGAUCGGAUAACGUUUAAAUUGAUAUGGAUAGAGUUAGUGGUGAGAGUUAGUUUUUGUCGAUUGAAAAUAUACUGAACAAAAUAAAUAUGAGUUCGUUGAAAAGGACAGCGAAUCAAUGUGCGCGCGAUAACGCACCGAUGCGCCGGUACGCUCUUGUGCCAAAUCCAAACGCGAAAAGUGUCAAAAGUCUUCCGUACGGAAACAGCGUAUCACUAGGAUCUCCGUUGAGGUUACGUUCUAAAGGCGAACUGAGGUCUAUAAGUUUUGAGGGCAGCAACAGAGUGCUGCCCUGGACUAUAAGAUCGUCGACAGACACAACAUCAAGACGUGGUGUCUUGUCAAGACGAUGUUAUGGAAGCGUGGAAAUGCUGCCGCAAAUCGAGCAAGACGGCAUAGAGAAUGGACGAAGAUUUCGCGUCGAGAAUGGGGAUUCGCCUGGCGAAAAAGAAGAGAUGUUCGGGUCACCCAGCACUCCAGUGUUAGAGAAUCCGGAAAACCAAACACGUUGGUACUUCAAAUAUUUCCUCGGAAAACUUCAUCAGAAUUAUGUUGCAUCUGACCAUGAGAGAAAUCCACUUUUUUUGUCAGUCUUUUUAAGUGACGGUGGUGAUCAAUGUGUACCACAUUACAGAGUUAUACUCUGGAGACGAACUGGAACACAAAAAAUAUCAUUGCCUUACUCGUCCAACAAAUCGAUGACUGUCAAACAAAUUUUAAGCCAUUUUUUUGGAAUAGAAAAAUUUGAUAAAGCGCCACGUGAGAUCUUCGCUCCAGAGAUUCAAAAGGAUCUUUUGUCACUGGAAGAGCAAGAAGGCUCAGUGAAUUUUAAAUUCGGUGUUAUAUACGCCCGGGAGGGCCAGACGACCGACGACGAGAUGCUGUCUAACGAGAAGGCAAGUCCUGAGUUCGAGAGGUUCUUAGAGCUUCUCGGUAAGCGAAUUCGCCUCAAGGGCUGGGACAAGUACAGAGGUGGUCUGGAUGUCAAAGGUGAUAUGACGGGUAAAGAAAGUAUUUAUACAGUAUAUGCUGGUCAUGAAGUUAUGUACCACGUUAGCACAAUACUACCUCAUUCUAAAGACAAUCCACAACAAUUGGAACGUAAAAGACACAUCGGAAAUGACAUUGUUAAUAUUAUUUACACAGAUGACCCGACUUUAUUGGACACAUUCAAUCCAAAUUGUAUAAAAAGUCAAUUUACACAUGUUUUUGCAGUAGUAGCAAGUGAAGAACGAGGUUGGAAAAUAGCCAUUUACUGUGACGAGAAUGUGCCCCUGUUUGGUCCAAGUUUGCCCUGUCCUCCAGUAUUCGAGGAUCCUAACGCUUUUCGCGAAUUUCUUCUCGUAAAGCUUAUUAACGGGGAGAAAGCUACAUUUGAUACACCGACAUUUUCACGCAAACGUGAGCGUACAUUAGACUCAUUACUCAGGGACUUAUACCAAGAACACACCCAAGACAGUAAAGGGAACGUAAGUUCCAGUAUGCUGAAUCGUCGAGCAUUAUCGGAUGUGGUUGAAACAUCGGGACGGAGGAGAGAAGAGACACGAGCUGUGGAAAUGGUUAGAGUUGGACAGGCUCUAAAACUUGAAGCAAUCGUUCGAGGACUUGCUCCAACAUCACUAGCAACUGUCGGACCACUUAAACCAAGACCCUGGGAACCACGUUGUAUAUAUCCCGACUUUCAUCAUGAGUUAGUUUGCGGUGACAUUUGGUCAAAUAAUAAAUUAAUUUUAGCUACGGAAAAUGGAACGUUUCUUGUUGAAGAUGGAUUGCCCGAUAGUCUACUUUUCGAUAAAUCUGUACAGAUUAAACAAUUGAAUGUUGUGGAACAGCAUGGUAUAUUAUUGUUCCGUACUGGCGACAAAGGAAAAGAAAGUAAUGUAUACGUAUAUCGAUUGAGCGAGCUGAAUGGUGAAGGUAAUUCAACAUCUAUCGAUUACAAUUCAUUUGAAGAGGAUGAUGAUAUUGGCAAUAGUUUUUCAUCAAACUUUACAAUGACAUCUACGUCGUCUAGUAAUCCUAGUACAUCAACCCGUCCACCGAUAAUACGCACACGAUCACAUAUUAAAGAAAGGAAAUUAGAACGAACACGUGGCUGUCAAAUUUACAGUAUUACUAGACCUGGCGGUUCUCAUCUACGAAUGUGUGUAGCAGUGGGUAGAAAAUUAACCGUACUUCAAUGGAAACAUAAUGCAGCCUGGACUACAUGGUGUUCAUCAGCAGAUACUGAUACUGUUGAUGGUUUUCGUUUCAUAAAAGAAUAUAAUGCUUCGGAACCACCAUCAGUAGUGACUAUUAUUGAAAGUACUGCACCAGACAAUGAAUGGUUGCUUUGUUGCGGACUUAGGCAUCAUUUUGAAUUGAUAUCAGUUGAUGGUGCCACUAAAUCACUCCACAUGGAAGCAUCAAUGAAACCACAUGUUGUUGCGGCUUUAGAUUUAUGUGAAGACGAAGAACCAGAAUUAUUAUUAUGUUACAAUAAUACGUGUCAUUUUCAAAAAUUAUCCGAAGAUACUGCAGCAUCAACGGAAUUUGAUUUUAAUUGGAAUUCAGUACCAAUUGUUGUCGCGUGUGCCUUUCCUUAUGUUAUUGCAUUUACCACAGACACUAUGGAAAUACGUUUAAUUAUAAAUGGUAAUCUUGUUCAUACAAUAAAUAUGCCAAAUCUGACACUUAUCACAUCAAAGCAUGAUAUUUAUUUUGCUACAACUGCACCCGAAUUUAUGGCAUCUAAAUGCGAAAGGAUACGUGUUGAUACUAAGACUGAUAAAGAUGAAAGAAGUCAUAGUCCACCGUCUACACAAAAUAGUUUAUCUAAUUCCCACAGUGAUUCAAAACCAUUGAGAAUUUAUCAGAUACCAUUAAACACACUGUCAAAAAACACAGCAUCAAGUUGUAGUAAUAGACGUUGUCCAAGUCCGGUUGAACCAGAAAUUUUGAACGCACAACCGUCAAAUGAUUCAAAUUUUUUAACUGUCGAACCGCACAGAUUAUUAAGUCGAUCAUGUAGUAGCAGUCCAACGCCAAAUUUGGCGGCCUCUUCUGCUAGUACCCCGAGUAAAUGAAGAUAAAAACAAAAUAAAAAUAAAUGGAAGCAACAAUUGCGUAUUAUUAUUAUUAAUAAUACUUUUGAAUAAUAAAAUUUUUCAAUGGAAUUAUUGUAUGUUGGAGCAUUCUAAUGUCGUGGAUAUUUUAAUGUAUAAUUAAAUGCAAUUGAUAGAGAAUUGAAUUGAUUUAUAGAUAGUGAGAAUGAUUGAUUUUUGUAAGACGGUGCGGUGCGCUGUUCUCGUCUUCCUGGUAUGAAGUUACGAUAUUAAAUAAUAAUAAUAUAAAUAAUAACAAUAAUCAUUAUUAUGAUAUAAUUUAUAGAAAACGUCUAGAUCCUUAAUCGAGAAUUAUUGUGUAUUAAAAAAAAAUUGUAACACGAUUUCUCGUGCUCGUUGUAAAAAUAAUAAUAAAUAAUUGAAAUAAAAUAAAAUAAAAUAUGUUUGCGACAAAUAAAUUAUUAAAUAAAUAACUAAUCAUGUUCU